CUUAACACUGCGCAUUGUUGCUAGCAGCCACGUCUCAUAGUCAGGUGCACAGAUAUGGGUAGAUAGGUCAUAGUUUGUGUAUGAGUGUCGUGUCAUUUACCACCUCCUCAUGUUACGGAAUAUGGCUGACAGCAAUGCUGGCUUUGUUUCCACUCCGCUGCUUCUCAUGUUACCGCAAAAAAACAACGGCUAGCUAACGUCAGUGUCCAACUUCCUCUUUUAUAACCCUCGCUGCUAGUUGGGGUUACUGUAUCUCUCAAGUUGAAGCAUCCAGAAUCAAAGAGAGCUGCUGCAGCAGAAGACAGGGACUCCAGGACUUAAAGCAUUCCCAGCAUUUACUGCAAGACUGAAAGACUGAGCGACUGAUCACUAGCUGGACCAAUCAGAAGAUGGACUAACCAUCAAAACUCUCAUCAACCCCCUUCUCUUCUCACCCACCUGUAGGGGCCCUGGGGGCCCUCAGGCAACAGGCGCAAUGCCGGGCGGCAGGCAUCCACUGUGGCGCUUUCUGUCACCAUUCCGCACCAGCCAGGAGCGAGUGGUGCUGGCCCGCAGUGAGAGCCUGCCAGGGGAGCAGGUGCUAAAGAUCACAGUCACGGAGACGACAGUGAUCGAGGCAGAGUCAGGCGUGUGGAACUGGCGCUCCAUGGCCUACCUGGGUCUCUGGUACUUCUUCAGCUUCUGCACCCUGUUCCUGAACAAGUACAUCCUAUCACUGCUGGAGGGGGAGCCCAGCAUGCUGGGUGCCAUUCAAAUGCUCUCCACCACCGUCAUAGGCUUCCUAAAGAUGUUUGUGCCCUGUUGCCUGUACCAGCACAAGUCCAGAACUGAGUACCCCCCCAACUUCAUCAUGAUCAUGCUGUUUGUUGGACUCAUGAGGUUCACCACAGUGGUUUUGGGCUUGGUGAGCCUGAAGAAUGUGGCAGUGUCUUUUGCAGAGACAGUGAAGAGCUCAGCACCCAUCUUCACCGUCAUCAUGUCCAGACUGAUCCUCGGAGAGUACACAGGACUGUGGGUAAACAUGUCCCUGUUCCCCGUCAUGGCUGGCCUGGCCCUCUGCACAGCCACGGAGAUCAGCUUCAACAUGCUCGGCUUCUCCGCCGCCCUCUCCACCAACAUCAUGGACUGUUUGCAGAAUGUAUUCUCCAAGAAACUGCUGAGUGGAGACACGUACAAGUUCAGCCCACCAGAACUGCAGUUUUACACCAGUGCAGCGGCAGUCAUUAUGCUUAUACCUGCCUGGGUGUUCCUCUUGGACAUCCCAAUGAUCGGGAAGAGUGGGCGAAGCUUCAACUUCAGUCAAGACAUCAUCCUGUUGCUGCUUUUCGAUGGUGUCCUGUUCCACCUGCAGAGUGUUACUGCCUAUGCUCUCAUGGGACGGAUUUCCCCAGUUACCUUCAGUGUUGCCAGCACCGUCAAGCACGCCCUGUCGGUUUGGCUAAGCAUCAUCGUGUUCAGUAACCCCAUCACCAUCCUCAGCGCCACCGGCACCGUCCUCGUCUUCAUCGGGGUCUUGUUGUACAACAAGGCCAGGCAGGUCCAGAGGGCAACUUUGCAGGCCAUGGCUGCCGAGCAGAACCACAAACCACUUCUGCAGGACCAGGACUUCCAAGCCUCUCAGUCACACUGAGGGCUUGGCGCGUGAGACUGAAAUGCUACCUGGAAAAGGAUCAAGGUAUUAACAACAUUCUGUUUGCUUAUCUGUGGCUGUUCAGACAGGCUAACUGAAUAUCUGUUUGUUCUUUACUGUGCACACAUUCUAGUUCAAGAGGACCGACUCAUGUUUUGUUUUCCCAGGAUCCAUAUAGUGUCACUGACAUGUCUUAGAGCUGAAGGUAAAUUUUGGUGACUGACUUUGUGUAGGUCAAAUCCAUCACUAGUCCUGUGCAACAGUAUAGACAAUAUUCCUUUGUCUUUAACCUGACUGCAUUCUUACAGUCCUUGAUCCUUUGCUUUGUCUAAUAUCGGUCAGUAAAAGGAAAAGCUCAGGGCGUCCUUCAGCUUUUUGAAGGAAGUGACUUCUGUAAGCUCUUAGUCUUACAUUUGCAUUCCAGAGCGUGCUGCUUUGUUUCUCAUCUGUGGUACAGCAGCUGCUGAAUGUAUGCUAUUGUGAAUAUGUGUAAAGCAUUGAAGCUGUAAGAUUUUUAAUCCUGUGAUGGUGUAACCUACACUGUAUCAUACAAUGUCAAACUGAUCUCGCUUGCAUCUGAAUAUAAGAUGUGAGCAGGGCACCGGUGCCUGAGAUGGGAGGCCUUUUCGGAGGCUUGUCCAGCCAAAGCUUCGACUUGCCGUUUGACACGUUUUUAAACAAUGUGUGGAACAUUUAAAAGCCACAUACUGCAUUCUAGGAAUGCUCAUCCUCCAUCAUGAACUGUCGUGGGUGUAUAUAGGGGUUUAUGUACUUGCAUUUUGUUCUUUGUAAACUGACUUUCCUUUAGUGCAUGCUGGGAUAGCAGCCCUGGCGACCCUGAACAGGAAAAGGGUCUUAAAGAAUGACUGGAUCGAUGAGCCGCUGUAGGUCACACAUUUCUAGUCUUAUAGACAAACAGUAUAUUACAACUUGGGUUUUAUUUUGUGGCUCGGCCCAUCUGCUCUGUUGGUUAUGCCCAACAGUCAGACCAUUGAACAGGUUCAACAAGUUAGUCACAGUAAAAGCAAACUGUGAAAUUAAUACACAACUGCCUGCUUUAAACAUCACAGUUUGCAAACAAAAUUUAUGGAUCAAUCAUGACCUGCUGUUCUUACUGUAGCUGUUUGCACUCCGUUUUCUUGUGCAAUAAGGCAUCGUUAACGACAUUACAAAAGCAAUCACUUUUAUUAUUCUCCCUCCAAAAAAAGCAUUACUGCUGGUUUACAAGCUGUCUGAUUGACUGAUCUGUUUGUGUUUCGUUCCCUGUUGGAUCUGUUUUUGGCUUUGUCACCAUGUUCCCAAAUCUCAGGUGAUUGCAGUGUUAUCACAAACAACAGAGCCAAUGGCCUGAACGAUAAAACUCAACUUGUAAUAAACCAGAGAGCCCCUAAAAGACCUCAUGCAUCAAACCCCUGUUAACUUUAAACAAGUAGGAUUCAAUAUAGAACCUGUGCCACUGGUUAAAGCGUCAUUUCUGUGAGCCUCCUGUGGUUGUUGCUACUUUUAAACACACAUGUUGUUCAUGAACAUGUUUGUGAUAAGAGCUGUGAUGACAAAUUAAGUGUUUUCCCCUCGUUGACAUCUUGCCAAAAACAGCUACAUGGUGCCAAUAAUGUAACAUAUGAAUCUUUUUCUGAUCUGUAAUCACACUGCCUCACGUCUCCUGCUCUGCUCUGUGUGUGCGUCCACGUUCCUGUGCUGAUUUGUCUGACGUCAGUGACUAACAAAGUCCAUUGGGUGUCUGAUAGGACCAAUCUGUGUUAAUCAUUGCAAGUCUGACUAUCAGGCUAGUUUUUGUGCCUCAAGAAGCAGUUUACUUUCUGUUCUUACAUGUUGUGCUCACACUUGGGCAGCAUUUUGAUUAUGACCACAAGGGUUGUCUUACUUGAACGCAUUUGUUGUAAAUUACGUUGAAACACGUUCAUUCUGCAUGGCUAUUUUCCUGUUAUUGUUUGAGAUUUUCUCUCUCGGUAAAGUGCUUAUAAAAACAGGUGUGGGCUCAGAUUAUAUGUUUUUACCCUUUUUUUCCAUGUUGUCUCUUUUGAAUGCUGCUUCAAGAGGCGAGUCCAGGCAAACUGGGUUUUUCUGUUGUGUAUUUGUAUCAUAUUUCAAAGGUUGGAAGAGUGGAGGUAGGAAAGAGCAGGUAUGAACUGUUUGUUUGGGAACGUGCAAAUCAAAGAUGUAAAAAUAUUGACUAAUAUAACUGUUGAGUGAGGAUGUAAUGAUGUUUGUUGGACACUGUGCAGAAAAUAAAGUAUUUUCUC
Messenger RNA from Epinephelus fuscoguttatus (brown-marbled grouper), 3894 nucleotides. Its product is annotated as solute carrier family 35 member E2A-like. The transcript has 9 exons. The coding region runs from base 476 to 1630 and encodes 384 amino acids. The record is from RefSeq and is a predicted model, not a curated record. Gene Ontology annotation, molecular function: antiporter activity. NCBI's taxonomy places the organism in Eukaryota, Metazoa, Chordata, Actinopteri, Perciformes, Serranidae. Gene Ontology annotation, cellular component: Golgi apparatus.